GCAUGUUUUAAUGGUAGAGGCAAGAUGGCGGACGAAGGUGAAAAUGGUGGACGGAAGCACAAGGAGGUGGCUCGCAUAUUUAAUAUCUUACCUGAAAGACAAGCAAAGGUGAAUUACUUGCUUGCAACACAAGAAAAGGCAGAAGCGGCCAAGGAAGAAAAGGCAAAGAAGGAUGAUGCUUUCUACUGUGUUUGUCGUACUUCAGACACCAGCCGAUUUAUGAUCUGUUGUGACAAAUGUGAUGAGUGGUUCCACGGGGACUGUAUUGGUAUUACAAAGUUGGAGGCAAAAGAAAUCAAGCAGUACUAUUGCAGGGAAUGUCUAGGUAAGCUAUCCUCUUUAAAGAGCCACACACUAUUUUUGACUUGCUUUUAUACUGAAGAAAGAGUAGUGCUCAGUCAGUUAAUCACACAGACAGACUGUCAGACACAGUCAAGACAAUCACAAGUUAGUCACAAUCAGACAGUCAGUCCAUCAAUCACUCAGACAGACAGUAUGAGAGUCUGUCAGUCAGUCAGUCAGACAGACUGUCUUACUGUCCAUUGCACAUGUUUUCAGGACAUGAAGAAGUUUGGUGGCCCCAACAAGAUGAGACAAAAAUGUCGCCUACGGCAGUGCCUUCUGAAGUCAAGGGUUCUGUUAAGAGGUGGCUCCACCUACAGGGACAUGCUAAAAGGAGAAGAGGCUAGGAGAGAAGAUCUUGACAUUGACAUAGAGAGUUUGACUCCAAGAAAACAGCGCAAAGCAGUGAAGAUGAAGCAUGCAAAGUCAUCUGAAAGUAGAAAGGAAAAGUUAAGGCAAUCCUGCGACAGACCACGCAAACGAAAGAGAAUUAUGUCUAACGAGGAAAAGAGUAGAAUGUCCAUUGAAUAUGCUGAUGAGAGAGAAAGAGAUGAAGUUCCACGUCAGUGUUAUGGACCUGGUUGCACUAAAGCUGCUCGCUCUGGUUCAAAGUAUUGCAGUGAUGAGUGUGGAAUUCAGCUGGCUGUCAGACGUAUUCAAGAGAUUUUACCGCAGCGUAUGGCACAGUGGAAAAAAACUGCAAGUGUUGCUGAUCACAAGGCUGAAGAAUUUCUAACGAAACUAGCGAAAAGGAAAGAGGAAGCCCAGGAGAAGCUGUUAGAACUUGACAGACAAAGCAACAAACUUGAUGCUUUUAUAGAGAAGUCCAAGAACGCAACUAUUGAAGAAUCAGAGGUAAUGAACAUAUGCAUCAAGAGAAUUUCUGCAAGUGACGUGUGUGGAUGUCCUCUGGUCAUUAACGUCUUCGAGGAAACUGGAGAUUUCUGUCGAGCUUCGAAAAGAAGGUGUUUAAAACAUUACAGCUGGGAAAAACUUCGCAGAGCAGAGAUUGAUCUACAAAGAAUACAACAGUGGCUGAAGCUUGAAGAGGCAUUUGAACAAGAAAGAUCACUAAGAUACUCUGCGGCCCAGAGAGGAGGAGUGUUGGAUCUUUGUUUAUUUUUCUUUUUCAGAAAUCUGUUCUGCGAUUACUACAAUUCUCAACAGAAGAUCUACUGUAAAAGACUCAGAGUCUUAUGUCCUGAACACACCAAGGAGCCUAAGAUUUCUGCAAGUGACGUGUGUGGAUGUCCUCUGGUCACUAACGUCUUCGAGGAAACUGGAGAUUUCUGUCGAGCUUCGAAAAGAAGGUGUUUAAAACAUUACAGCUGGGAAAAACUUCGCAGAGCAGAGAUUGAUCUACAAAGAAUACAACAGUGGCUGAAGCUUGAAGAGGCAUUUGAACAAGAAAGAUCACUAAGAUACUCUGCGGCCCAGAGAGGAGGAGUGUUGGGUCUUCUGCUACACGAGACGAUCUCUCACGAAUAACAAAUUUUCCGGCGAAGUUACUAAACAUUUUUCAGUACUUUGUACAAAUAAAAUAACUUAUUAAUAAAACCUUUGAACAAUUUAUAACUCAUAGGCUUUGCUUUAAUUAACAUUUUUGUGCCUGGAAAACAGCCAAAAUAGUCGGGGAAAUUAGUGACGUUUUGGCAAAUCUUCUUUGGAGCUCUCGUGCCGUUAAAGGAUUUUCAUUUCCGAUCAAAAUCUAGCACGGGCGCUCACGAGUGUUCCACAGAUUGUCACGUGACCAUAACGGAAAAAUUGAUCCUCUUAAUUAUCUCCCCGCCCCCGCCUAGUGAAAGUAUCUAAUGGAAGAAAAGGAUAAAACAGUAACGAAGCCGCCGAUCGAUCUAUAUUUAUGCAGCUGAAGAUGCGGGUGUUUGUUUUACUCACUUAGCUUUGGUCUGAUGGACAAUAGCAAGGGAACAGUAUCGAAAAUAUCUUUUAUCAUAAUUCUUCGAGCUGAUUGUUCAAAAUAGAUCACGUGACAGAUACAGUCAAAACUGGAUAUAUUAGAUAAUAUCCCCCAUGUCUUAUUACUUAGGCCCCGCGCGUCCACACGUAUCCGGAUAUUUUUGAAUCCGC
Messenger RNA from Orbicella faveolata, 2430 nucleotides. Its product is annotated as CXXC-type zinc finger protein 1-like. Lineage: Eukaryota; Metazoa; Cnidaria; Anthozoa; Scleractinia; Merulinidae. Gene Ontology annotation, cellular component: Set1C/COMPASS complex. Gene Ontology annotation, molecular function: DNA binding; zinc ion binding. The record is from RefSeq and is a predicted model, not a curated record. Gene Ontology annotation, biological process: positive regulation of DNA-templated transcription.